This is a messenger RNA of Nannizzia gypsea CBS 118893, 1377 nucleotides long. RefSeq lists its product as hypothetical. The coding region runs from base 1 to 1377 and encodes 458 amino acids. The transcript has 3 exons. The record is from RefSeq and is a predicted model, not a curated record. NCBI's taxonomy places the organism in Eukaryota, Fungi, Ascomycota, Eurotiomycetes, Onygenales, Arthrodermataceae.
AUGACGCGACCACCAGCUCAAACUCCUUCACAAUCUUGCCUCACGCUAGGGAUAGAAGUCGAAUUUUAUGCUGCCCUUAAGGUUCCUUCUAUUUGCAGGGAGUAUAUCCGUGAAAGCAUUACAAACCUGUUAGGGGACCGCCUACAACAACUGCGACUAUCUGGUCCUGAUGGCGUCGGCUCCACGUUCGAGGUCGUCGACUCAGACUCAGAGGAUGGCCAGCAUGAAAGCAAGUUUGUCGAUUACUCCCACUGGAAUUUGACUACAUUUGCUACAGCACAGCCCCGGAAUUCAUUUUGGUUUAGCGGCUAUGGAAGUCAGCCUAUAGAAAUUAUAUCCCCUCCAUACUGGGCUAGCACUACCCAUUGGGAACUGGACCUUCAACGGAUAUUUUGUUGUAGGGUUGGCAAGUUUAAUCCUAUAACGGAGCAAAAGCUACGUCUGUUCCAUGAGUUGAACCGUACCACCAGCAUUCACGCACACGUCGGCAACGGAGUUGGCCCGGGAUCCUGUUUUCCAUUCCAUACGAUACGAAAUUUGGCAAUGAUACUCUUAGUAUACGAACCAGUAAUAGAUCAAUUGCUCGAUGCAGAAUUAUACUCUUUCCAUACGCUCUUUAACUAUUGCGAUAACUCUCAGGAGCCUCAAUCCAUAUCAUCCACUAAUAACCCAUAUUUCCAGCCCCCAAACCUGCCAGCAAAGUCCGACAGACAGGUGUUAGCACGCCACCUCUUUAACACUUGCACGGAUAUUCGAUCAGUGAUACGAGCAAUGAGUUAUUCACCACUAGACGAAAUCUUGGCUGCGAAUCGCCUGCGGUAUUAUAAGUUCAACUUCAACCCUUUGCUUGACUCUUUGGAUGCACCACUGCCUGAACCUAAACCUAAGCCGGGAGCAGUGGUGGAUAAGGAGGCUUCGAACGGGCAUACUGACGCCACUAUACCAGCAUCUACACCUAAGUCGCAGCCUUCUUAUCCAACCCCCAAACGAAAAUCUCCGACAGUUGAGUUUAGGCAGCAGAUUGGGACGAUGGACCCAGACACGAUGAUCUACUGGGUUAGGUUUCUGGCGGCCUUAGUGGAAUUCUCUAGCAAACUUAGUGACCAGGCGGUCAUUGAGUUUCUUGGGCUGGAAGGUAUCGAUAUCGAUUAUUCCACCUCCUCGAGCGGGGACGAGUCCCUGGAUGAGGAGCGACAAACUCCUUCUGUUACCAUUAAUACUCCUACAAAAUCCUCAAACUCUCUCUCUGCCCUCGCGCUACUCACAAAUAGGCAGCCUGUCGGGUCUCUCUGCCGCAUUCUCACUGCCAUGGAUUCCUUUAUGAUGGAUCUGGAUCGUGAAAACGUUCGGUAUUGGAGACGCAAGGUCUGGCCAUAA